Mollisia scopiformis is the source of this 889-nucleotide messenger RNA. RefSeq lists its product as uncharacterized. The transcript has 3 exons. The record is from RefSeq and is a predicted model, not a curated record. The coding region runs from base 158 to 883 and encodes 241 amino acids. NCBI's taxonomy places the organism in Eukaryota, Fungi, Ascomycota, Leotiomycetes, Helotiales, Mollisiaceae.
GUCGGCCGCCACCAACAAGCUUAAUUGUCAGCCCGUCAGCCCCGUCAGCCCGUCAUCUCGAGGCCUUUAAAGUCUUUAAUGCUGGAAUCUGAGGCUGUCUCUCCACUGUCGAGUCUACAAACUACUAAUAUAACUAGUUCUGCUCUUCUCUACCACCAUGUCUUAUGAUGCCUUGCCUCAGACUCCCAAGAUGUAUCCUCCAUCAGCCCAGGACGUCACCCCUGGUUUCACGAUAAGAAAGCAGAUAGAAGAGGAGAAACUCUCACGGACGAAUUAUGCCCUGAAAUCCAGAAUUCGAAUUCUCCGCUUCAUAGCUCGUGUCACAGCAACCGCUCUCGCCAUCCCCACCCUCAUCUUAGAAACACUCACCACCGUCAAUUUCUACUCCACCCGCAACACAAUCCGCGAUGGGCGAGGUCCCUGGGCGAAACAAACCUCUCUUUGGCCCUCAAUCAUGCUUCUCGCUGCAUCAGGUGUCACUGUGUUGCUUGGUUUCAUGAUCCUGGCUGCGUACCUUUGGGGCUCGAUUCGUCAUGCCAAUAAAGUCAACACGUUGCAAACGAGCGUCACUGUAGUGGUAGAGCUUGCUCAUCUUGGACUGUGGAUCGCGGUAAGUGUGUUGUAUAGAGAGGGGAAGACGGGAAAGGAUCUCUGGGGGUGGGCUUGUAGUGGGACGGCGGAUAGUAUACAGAAGAAUUUUAAUGGUGUGGUGGAUUUUGGGCAGGUGUGUAAUAGAGGGACUGCCAAUUGGAUUCUUAGUAUUGCGAAUGCGGGGUUCACGAUCUUUAACCUUUGCAUUUUCUAUUUUGUGUUGAAGAGGAGGAGUUAUAAGAAAGUACAGGAGCAGUUGGCGGAGAGAAGGCUGCUAGGAACAGACUUUUGAGAUGAG